Sphenostylis stenocarpa is the source of this 324-nucleotide messenger RNA. NCBI's taxonomy places the organism in Eukaryota, Viridiplantae, Streptophyta, Magnoliopsida, Fabales, Fabaceae. The record is from the annotation of a GenBank genome assembly.
AUGAGCUUCACAUACCUUUUUCAUCUUUCAUCCCCUCUCAUCAAUAUGGAGAAAGAAAUUGACAACUUGAUAUUCAACAUGGGCUCACUUGGAACUAGCUUUCCACAAAAGAGAGGGUUAUCGAGGUAUUACUCAGGUAAAUCAAGGUCAUUUGUUUGCAUGGAGGAUGUACACUCUGUGGAGGAUUUGAAGAAACCAGAACACCCUGAUGCAAAGAAAAGGAAGAAACGUCCUCACAUGAAGGAGUUGCUCAAUCCUGCUCCGUAUCCUUGCAGAAGGGCACCAAGUUGCACUCAAUUAACCACUCCAUUCGUCAACGUCUAG